UGGUCACACUGCGCGGCACAUGUGCGAGUAGUUCGUCAACAAAAUAUUAAUUUGCAAAAUAAAAUAAAUAAAAAUGGUUCGUAAACUCAAAUUUCAUGAGCAGAAGCUGCUGAAAAAGGUGGACUUCAUCACCUGGAAGGUGGACAACAGCGGCAAGGAGAACAAAAUCCUCAGGCGCUUUCACAUUCAAAAAAGGGAGGACUACACUAAGUACAACAAGUUGUCCAGGGAGAUACGGGAACUGGCAGAGAGGAUAGCCAAGCUGGAUGCUUCAGAACCUUUCAAGACGGAGGCCACCACCAUGCUCCUAAACAAGCUGCACGCCAUGGGAGUUUCCAAUGAUCAGCUAACUUUGGAAACGGCGGCCAAGAUAUCCGCCAGCCACUUUUGCCGACGUCGUCUACCCGUGAUCAUGGUGAAACUGCGAAUGUCGGAGCACCUGAAAGCGGCCACAGACCUCAUAGAGCACGGUCAUGUGCGUGUGGGUCCGGAAAUGAUAAAGGAUCCUGCUUUUCUGGUCUCCAGAAACCUCGAGGACUUUGUCACCUGGGUGGAUGGCUCCAAGAUCAAGGAGCACGUACUCCGCUACAACGACAUGCGUGACGAUUUCCAAAUGUAGAGAGACGACUACCUUUAAGAUAACCAGUAGAGUAACUAAAGCUAACUUGCAAUAAAACCAACUAAGACUUUGUUAAAUAAUCAUGUUCAAUAACUUUAUUACAUUUUAUAUAAUAAUGUUUA
Drosophila mauritiana is the source of this 741-nucleotide messenger RNA. RefSeq names its product U3 small nucleolar ribonucleoprotein protein IMP3. Gene Ontology annotation, cellular component: small ribosomal subunit; small-subunit processome; Mpp10 complex. Gene Ontology annotation, molecular function: structural constituent of ribosome; rRNA binding; snoRNA binding. Gene Ontology annotation, biological process: rRNA processing. Lineage: Eukaryota; Metazoa; Arthropoda; Insecta; Diptera; Drosophilidae. The transcript has 3 exons. The coding region runs from base 74 to 619 and encodes 181 amino acids. The record is from RefSeq and is a predicted model, not a curated record.